Messenger RNA from Rhizopus microsporus ATCC 52813, 375 nucleotides. RefSeq lists its product as uncharacterized. The transcript has 2 exons. The record is from RefSeq and is a predicted model, not a curated record. Bases 1 to 375 code for a protein of 124 amino acids. Lineage: Eukaryota; Fungi; Mucoromycota; Mucoromycetes; Mucorales; Rhizopodaceae.
AUGACCAAUUCAACUGAAGAACAAGAGCAAGCAGCAAAACGAUGGAUGAUCAUAGGAGCCUAUCAAGCAGGCGCAUCAGAAAGAAAAAUUGCUCGUUUAUCUGGUCUUUCAACAACAGCCGUUCGUCAUAUCAUCUUGAAUUACCAACAAAGUGGAAACCCUUCUAUACCCAAAAAAGUGCCCAAGAGAGUAAGGGAAAAACUAAUUGUCGAAUAUGACGAGGAUGGAAAUAUAAUUGAAUCUGAAGACGAAGAAGACGAAGAAGAAGAAGAAGAUAAUGAAUCAUCCAGAAAGAGAACAAAAUAUGAUGAAUCUUCACAGGUAAAGCCACAAGCACCAAAAACACAAGUGACUAAACAUCUAAAAGUCUCCUAA